AAUAAAUGAGGAGUAAUUUGAUUAAUUGAAUUAAUAAAUGAUUAAUUAUUUAUAUAAAUAAGUUACUUUAAGUUCAUAAACUUGUUUUUAAAUCCGCUUCUAAAGGAUACUUUUUAUUUUGGAGCAUUUUGGAACUAUCUUGACAUAUUGUCGUCUGCUGGACUCUAAACAGAUGCACAUUUCGGAGUUAUCUUGCUAAAAAAAAAGUGUUAUUGUGUCACUAUUUGUAAAGAUUAGUGAUAAUACAAGCCGAUUUGACUCAAGUUUUCAUUUCAGCUCAAUAUCGUUACUGGAAUUAGGUUAUUUCUAAUAAAAAUGUGGUAUUAAUUCAUUAGCUGUCAUGUGGCUGUUGUAAACACUAUAUCGGCAGAAAACAAUGAUUAUUGCUUGUAGUUUUUGAGGUGGCAAUAGAUUAUUUGACUUAAAAUUGGAAAAAUUUUAGUAAUCAUGAUUGAGAACAAAACUAAGUUCUGAUAAUGACUAUAUCUUCGAGAAAAAUGGAAAAUCCGACGCUAGUUGCCAAAUACUUUUAUAUUAUAUUCGUUGUAGCUCUUUACUGGUCAGUUUCGAUUUUAACAGUUUUCGUGAAUAAGGCUUUGCUUUCGAGUGAAGCAGUACAUUUAAACGCACCACUUUUUGUAACGUGGUUUCAAUGUAUUGUGAGUGUUUUUAUAUGCUUGCUCCUCAAAUGCUGCGCCUCAAUAUGCCCGAAUCUUAUCAAUUUUCCCGAAGGUCAUCCUUUCCAAAGAGAUGUUAUGAAAAAGGUUCUACCUUUGUCUAUUAUUUUUACUGGGAUGAUAGCUAGCAACAAUUUGUGCUUAAAGUACGUUGGAGUUGCAUUUUAUUAUAUAGGCCGAUCUCUUACGACAGUAUUUAAUGUGAUCUUCACUUACACAAUUCUUGGAGAAAAAACAUCCGCUGGAGCCGUCACUUGUUGUUUAAUAAUCGUUGCUGGUUUUUGGCUCGGGGUUGAUCAAGAGCACGUCGCAGGAUCUUUUUCAGUAAUCGGAACUUUAUUCGGCGUUCUGGGUUCGUUGACGCUCUCUCUCUACUCGAUCCACACGAAAAGGGUCCUUCCAGCCGUGAAUCAGGAAAUCUGGCUUCUCUCCUAUUACAACAAUGCCUACAGCAUAAUAAUUUUCAUUCCUCUGAUGCUCCUCAAUGGAGAAUUCAAUGAGCUCAUGAACUACGAUAAACUGUACGAGCCAUUUUUCUGGGGCGCCUUGAUGGUGGGCGGCGUCUGUGGAUUUUCCAUCGGGUAUGUUACCAUGCUUCAAAUAAAAGUCACAUCGCCCCUGACUCACAAUAUCAGUGGAACUGCAAAAGCCUGUGUGCAGACAGUCCUCGCAACUUAUUGCUACAACGAAAGCAAACCAACUCUUUGGUGGAUAAGUAAUUUUGUUGUGCUUGGUGGAAGUGCUGCUUAUGCUCGAAUUAAGCAACUCAAUAUGGAGAGAGAACACAAUAAAUAUCAGAUACUCGCAGAUAAAUCGCGAGUUUAAAGUGCAAACAGGGCCGUCCAUAAACUAUGUUACCAAUUUUAGGAGAGGUGGUCACCCCAAAAACUAUGAUUUGUAACAGGGGGGAUCAGUGAAAGUAAAUUAAGAUCUUAUAUAUCACGUUUAGUAAAUUCUACUAGUAAAAGGUUACCUCAAAUGUUACUUUUUUCACUUCCUUAAUUUUAUAAUUUAAAAAUCAAAAUAAAUAAGGUGAUCAUUCUUAAGAACAUUUCCAGCUAUCUAAAGUUUUUCCAGCUAUUAGGAAUGGUGGUCUACCAUUUCGCCACAUGGUGCCGAAAAAUGGAACUAGAAAGAGU
Messenger RNA from Belonocnema kinseyi, 1816 nucleotides. It is a transcript of the gene nac, whose product is annotated as GDP-fucose transporter 1. Lineage: Eukaryota; Metazoa; Arthropoda; Insecta; Hymenoptera; Cynipidae. Gene Ontology annotation, biological process: protein O-linked glycosylation via fucose; GDP-fucose import into Golgi lumen. Bases 477 to 1502 code for a protein of 341 amino acids. The transcript has 5 exons. Gene Ontology annotation, cellular component: Golgi apparatus. Gene Ontology annotation, molecular function: antiporter activity. The record is from RefSeq and is a predicted model, not a curated record.